Vombatus ursinus (common wombat) is the source of this 3888-nucleotide messenger RNA. RefSeq names its product DLG associated protein 3 (gene DLGAP3). Lineage: Eukaryota; Metazoa; Chordata; Mammalia; Diprotodontia; Vombatidae. Gene Ontology annotation, cellular component: glutamatergic synapse; postsynaptic specialization. The transcript has 11 exons. The coding region runs from base 96 to 3098 and encodes 1000 amino acids. Gene Ontology annotation, molecular function: molecular adaptor activity. Gene Ontology annotation, biological process: signaling. The record is from RefSeq and is a predicted model, not a curated record.
GGGACCCUGUGGACAAGGAUGGGACACCCUGAAUGGUGGCCCCCAGGGCCUGGCCUGCAACACCAUGGAGAGUCUGAAUCAUCUUUGCUGAGGCCAUGAGGGGCUAUCAUGGCGACCGAGGCAGCCAGCCCCGCCCUGCCCGUCUGCCUGACUCGCCCACGGACUACGGCCCCACAGCCCCGGGCUCCCGACCCCCGUACCUCCUGGGCCCCGGUGAACCUUACCCCGCGGACCCCCGAUACUGCCCUUCACGGGCUGGUCCUGGCCACCUCUCACCCGACGGUCCCCUGAGUCUGAGCGAGCCACCUUCUGCAGGUCCUGACGGGGGGCUGGGCCCUGGGCCAGGGCCUGGUGGGGCAGGCAGCAGCACCUUCCCCAGGAUGUUCCCUGGGCAGGCCCCCUUUGAUGGCUGUGAAGACUGUGUGGGUCACCCUCCAGGGAAGGUUGCUGCCCGCCUGCCCCCGACACUCCUGGACCAGUUUGAGAAGCAGCUGCCUCUGCAGCAGGACGGUUUCCACACCCUGCCAUACCCACGAGGGGUGGCGGGUGGCAGCGGCGGCACCGGGGCUGGCUCUGGCACUGGCGGGGGUGCCCCCGAGCCCCGAAGUGAGAGCCCCAGCCGCAUCCGCCACCUGGUCCACUCCGUCCAAAAGCUCUUUGCCAAGUCCCAUUCUCUGGAAGCUCCAGGGAAGCGGGACUACAACGGGCCCAAGGCAGAGAGCCGGUCUGGAACCGGGUCGGGGAGCGAGGGGUACGCCGGUCACCAUUCCCCACACGGACCCCCGCACCACCACCACCACCACCACCACCACCACCACCACCACCAGUCCCGCCACGGCAAGAGGAGCAAGAGCAAGGACCGUAAGGCCAAUGGGCGGCACACCCCCAAGUCCAUGGGCUGGUGGAGCUCAGAUGACAACCUGGACAGCGACAGUGGCUUCUUGGCAGGCGGGAGGCCCCCAGGAGAGGCUGGCGCCCCCUUCUGCCUAGAGGCACCUGACGGGACCUUCCGGGACCUGAGCUUCAAGGGGCUCCCAGGCGGGCCUGAGGGCCGGUGCCUGGCCUGUACUGGCAUGUCCAUGUCACUGGACGGGCAGACGGUGAAGCGCAGUGCCUGGCACACCAUGAUGGUCAGCCAGGGCCGGGAUGGGCUCCAGGGGUCCGGGCCAGGCAAGGGACUCCUGGGGCCUGAGACCAAGGCCAAGGAUAGGAGUUACCACUACCUUCAGGUGCCCCAUGAUGAAUGGGGGGGUUAUCCAACCGGGGGCAAGGAUGGGGAGAUCCCAUGUCGAAGGAUGCGGAGUGGUAGCUACAUCAAGGCCAUGGGGGAUGAGGACAGUGGCGAUUCAGAUGGCAGCCCUAAGAUGUCUCCAAAGGGAGCUGCCCGCCGCUAUGCCUAUCGCCGUUCAUCCAGUGUGGACCAGGCUCGAAUCAACUGCUGUGUGCCGCCUCGGAUUCACCCCCGGACUGGGGCCCCUGGCUACGGCCGCUCCCUUACCACAGGACAGCUCAGCGAGGAGCUAAGCCAGCAGUUUGAGGCCGUGUGUGGGUCAGUGUUUGGGGAGCCUGAGUCUCAGGCAGUGGACGCCCUGGACCUACCCGGCUGCUUCCGUAUGAGGAGCCACAGCUACCUCCGGGCCAUCCAGGCCGGCUGCUCACAGGAUGAUGACUGCCUGCCCCUCCUCACUGCCCCCAUGGGAGCAGGGCCAAGCAGCGUCCUGAAGUCCAGCACCUCCUUUAACUUCAGAAAAGCCCCACCGCCCAUCCCUGCAGGACGACAGACUCCACCACGCAUUUCCAUCACGGCCCAGAGCAGUACCGAUUCUGCCCAUGAGAGCUACCCACCCCCUGAGGGCCCCACCUGGGCUCCUGAACCCACCCGGCGCUGCAGCUCUGCUGAUGGCUUGGAUGGCCCCCCAACAGGGACCCGGACCCUUGAGUUGGCACCAGUCCCAGCUCGGGCUAGUCCCAAACCUCCCACCCUCAUCAUCAAGACCAUCCCUGGGAGGGAAGAGCUUCGUAGCUUGGCCAGGCAGCGUAAAUGGAGGCCUUCCAUUGGGGUACAGGUAGAGACCAUCUCAGACUCUGACACAGAGACAAGAAGCCGGAGAGAAUUCCACUCCAUCGGGGUCCAGGUGGAGGAGGAUAAGAGGCGAGCCCGGUUCAAGCGUUCCAACAGCGUGACUGCCGGAGUACAGGCAGACCUGGAGCUGGAAGGCCUGGCUGGCUUGGCAACUGUAGCCACAGAGGACAAGGCUCUGCAGUUCGGCCGCUCCUUCCAGCGGCAUGCUUCUGAACCCCAGCCGGGGCCUCGAGGUCCUGCCUACUCUGUCUUCCGUACCGUCCACACGCAGGGCCAGUGGGCUUACCGUGAGGGCUAUCCAUUGUCCUAUGAGCCACCUGCCCCAGAUGGGCCUCCUGGCUCUGGCCCAGCCCCUGCCCCGACUCCGGCCCCGACUCAUGGUCGCCGAGACUCGUGGAUGGAGCGUGGCUCCCGCAGCCUCCCUGACUCUGGCCGGGCCUCCCCCUGCCCCAGGGAUGGUGAGUGGUUCAUCAAGAUGUUGCAGGCAGAGGUGGAAAAGAUGGAGCACUGGUGCCAGCAGAUGGAGAGGGAGGCAGAAGACUACGACCUGCCCGAGGAGAUCCUAGAGAAGAUCCGGAGCGCAGUAGGCAGUGCCCAGCUUCUUAUGUCACAGAAGGUGCAGCAGUUUUUCCGGCUGUGCCAGCAAAGCAUGGACCCAGCCUCAUUUCCUGUGCCCACCUCCCAGGACCUGGCUGGCUUCUGGGACCUCCUGCAACUUGCCAUCGAGGAUGUGAGCCUCAAAUUUUUGGAGCUGCAGCAGCUUAAGGCCAACAGCUGGAAACCCCUGGAGCCUGAGGAGGAGAAGAAGGUCCCUCCCCCGAUACCAAAGAAGCCCUCUCGGGGGCGGGGGGUCCCAGUGAAGGAUCGUUCCCUGGACUCUGUGGACCGGCAGCGGCAGGAAGCUCGGAAGAGGCUUCUAGCAGCCAAGCGGGCAGCCUCUUUCCGCCACAGCUCAGCCACAGAAAGUGCGGACAGCAUAGAGAUCUAUAUCCCCGAGGCCCAGACCAGACUGUGACCUGCCAGACCCUGCCCAAGGCCCUGCCCGCCUGCCACCUGCGGCCCCUUGUUUUCUAUCUGUACUGUACAUACACAGCGUAGAGGUCACUGUGAUACCGGGGCCCCCCCAGGGCAGAGGUGGGCCCAGCCCUCUGUGUCCCCCCAGGAAGCCCCACGGACCCUUGCCUUCCCAGACCCUGGCCUGGUCUGGCCCUAUCACAGUUUCUGGGUUUGGUUUUUUUACCUUCUGGGUCCCAAGCUAAGACUCCUUUGGGGGAGGAAGGGAGUCCUCCCCUCUAAACACACACCUCCUCACCUAGAACUACCCCUUUGCUUCCUUUCCCCUCUGGGCCAGGGUCCCCUUCUCUGCUUUCUCCUCCACUGGCUGCCUCAGGCACUAUCUCUGCCAUCCUAUCUCCUUCCCUGCUGGGCGGGGCCAGGCCAGGCCCCCCGCCCUUCAGGCUCCAUGUCCCUCCCCUCCCCGCGGGGCUGGGCUUCGUGGGGACUGAGCUUUCUGGCUUUUAACACCCCCUUUUUAUGAAGAUUUCUGAACCUCCCCCCAGCAGAGGGGAAUCCCCAAACCCAGCCAUCCAUCCUAACGGGCUGGGGAUAGUGAUCCCCACCCUCCCUUGCCAGGCCUGCUGGGGACCACAGUGGCUGGACCAACCCAGGAGAUGCCAUGCCCCAUUCUCCACCUGCUGCAGGGAAGGGAGGGUGCUGGGAGAGGUGGGAGGCUUCCCCUCCCCCCCAACUCCCAUUCCCUGGACCCACCUUGACUAUACCAGGAGGAAUAAAGCGGCGGUGGAGGC